Racocetra fulgida is the source of this 1557-nucleotide messenger RNA. The record is from the annotation of a GenBank genome assembly. Lineage: Eukaryota; Fungi; Glomeromycota; Glomeromycetes; Diversisporales; Gigasporaceae.
AUGGUUGGUCAAAACCACAUUUUGAUGAACAUCGAUAGCGGUUCUAUUGUGUACACUCCUCGUAUCUCUGGCACUUACGCCAUUCCUACGUCUAGCGAAAAGAUUUUACACGUACAAAUUCCAACUUAUCAAGUUAUCAAUUCUUCGCCUAUCAUCUAUCCUGCCAUGACUGAGAACGAUUUGAUAUCUUCUUUUGUUCUCACAAACGAAAUGCAACAACAAUUAUUUUUGGAUCCUAAUUCGAUCCAACAACAUCAAUCUCCUCUUGACUCCUUCACUGAAAAUGAUUACGAUGAUGUCAUGUUAAGGAAUCCUGCUGAAAAAUUUUCGCAUUCUGCCGGUUUAGACUCCCAAGUAAACAGCCCUUCUGGUGAAUGCAAUAGUCCCGAUGAAAUGUUGAACUCCUUUGAUGACAUCCAUUUCGAUGAAUUCUUUGAUCCGAAUAACUUGUUGUUUAAGGAGGAUUGUCUCGAUAAUUGUGUCAAUGAAUAUGUUAAACUCGAACACUCUGAUAACGAAGACGCUUUAAUCCCUGACUCGCAACAUGAUGGUUGUUAUCCUAUUGAAUCCCAAAAGAAUAACCCUGGUACUAUUGGCACUCCGCCACCUUCUCCUCAACAAGCAUCAGAUGCUGCUUCUGCUGAUGCUUUGGAUUCAAAAUCAAAAAUGAUCGCUCCCAAAAAGCAAACUAGUACAAAACCCCCUCGAAAUUUAGAGUGUUACAAUUGUGGUGUAAAUAAGACUCCUCUUUGGCGUCGCACUCCUGAUAGAAUGCAUUCUUUAUGCAACGCUUGUGGAUUGUAUUAUAAACAAUACAACACUCAUAGACCUUUGCAUAUUAGAAAUAAACCAACUAAUAGUAGUGCUCCGUACACUCUUCCUGUAUCAAGAAAGUGUACCUCCUCAAGUGUUUCUUCCGAUUCUUCGGGUUCUCAAUCCCCUCCACGACAAUCCUCCCCCCCUCCCCCUCCUUCUCAGCCAUUGCAACAAAUACCCCAUCAAUCUCCUAAUAUCCAAUCUUCAAUUAAUCCCAACGAUGCUACUAUUCGUUGUGUUAAUUGCGCUCAAACUCAAACGCCAUUAUGGAGAAAAAAUGAAAAGGGUCAACCUAUUUGCAAUGCUUGUGGCCUAUAUGCAAAAUUACAUAACAGGGAUCGUCCUGCUGCAAUGAGAAAAACAAAAAUUCAACGUCGUCGUCGUGAUUGGGGUGGAGCUAAUGGUAAUCAAAACGGUGUAAAUAUUGAUGAUUCGGUUUCUGAUGGUUCUUGCGACUCCAGCAUGCAACAUUCGACUUCUCCUAAUCAGCAUCCUAUUACUAUUCAAUUAUCCGGUCAACGCCCAUUAGUACCUUUAAUGAUUCCUCAAUCUCAACUCACUACUUCUCCAAUCAUGAUCACUUCAAUUCCUGCUUCCGUUCAACAUAAUUAUGCAAAUGGAAUUCCUUGUGUAUCUUAUCAUUUUGAACUUGAUGAUAAUGGUUUUAAAUCUUCUAUUAGCAAAUUGCCAAGAGAUCAAAUGGAGGGCGUUCUUGAAACCUUAGAAAGACGAUGCGAAAUC